Messenger RNA from Parnassius apollo (apollo), 861 nucleotides. The record is from the annotation of a GenBank genome assembly. NCBI's taxonomy places the organism in Eukaryota, Metazoa, Arthropoda, Insecta, Lepidoptera, Papilionidae.
AUGUGUAAUGUUUGUACUCGUGAGGUGGCGCCGGUGGUCGAAGCGCCGCCCGCAAAGCCAAACCGCACGUUGGAACGCAUGAAGAAGAAACACAACAUCACCACCGACCCCAACGAUGAAGAGAAGCAAAAGGAGGUCGCCUACCAGCCCGACCUCCUCGCUGUCUCCACGCAGUGCUCGAAAAUCGCCUAUGACAUCUUCAAGCAGGGUUUGGUCCGGUUGCAGGAAACGAAAGCUUUCGUUAUCGCGACAAAAACUCCUCAACCAUACCACAUAGCGCUCGCUAUUUUGGUGGUGUUGGUGUGGCUGACGAGACCAGGCUCUGGAAGUAACCUGCGGGGGUGGAAAGGGCUCUACGUCGCUGCCGUGGCAACGCAUCUCGGUGCUCAGAUAUGGAUGACGCUAAUUUCUGGGGUUGUGUUAUACUUCUCGCUGCCACGUCACGAGUUCGGUCGCGUCCAGACAGUGCUGUUUCCCGUGUACUACGCCUUCAACGCCGUGGUCAGCCUGCUGGCUCUGCUUGCGUACUUCCGCACGCAAUGUCUUACGCACUUCCAACACACGUCCUGGAUACAGCUAGCACUCCUGCUAGCAGUGUUCAGCAUAGAGGCUUACGUACGCCUGCGCCUGGUGCAGCCGAUGCUGCGCGCCAAGCACGUGAAGACGCAGAUGGAGGAAGCGGCGGGGGGCGGCCAAGAGGUCGGACGCUUAGUGCUGGGCGAGCUAGCUCACUGUCCCCGAUACCUCCGUGUUUUGAAGACGUUCCGCGCCUAUCACUCCACCAUAGCAAUGGGCACUAUGAUAGCUCUAGGCUGCUCGUUUUACUCCACUAUGAUCCUCGUUGACUCCAUGUGCCAUUAG